AUCUCCACAGCAGAGCCUCUCCUCCAGCAGCAAAGUGCUUAAAGCCAGGUGCUGUUCUCACCUGGGCUCUCCAGCCUCAGCCCUGCUGCCUCCUGGACGAGUGCUCUCCUGGGCAGGUUGCUGGUCUGGGGCCAAGGGGAGGGCCAUACGGGGGACUCCGGGACAGCCUUUGUCCCAGGCACUGAGCGCCACACUCCAGGUACGCGCUGACACCGAGGUUGGAGGAAGAAUGGAGUACAAAGCCAAGGUCAUUGCAGGUCUCAUAGCAGCCACCUGUGUCUUCAGUAUCAUUGCCCUCAUACUGAGUGCCGUAAAUGUGAAGGAUGUGUUUCUGCCUCCCAGCAAUAAGUAUGGAAUGGUGUUUGAUGCUGGCUCCACACACACGGCUCUCUACAUCUACCAGUGGCCUGCGAACAAGGAGAAUGGCACAGGCAUUGUCAGCCAGGUGGAAACCUGCACCGUGAAUGGAUCUGGCAUCUCCAGCUACGCAGAUAACGCCACUAAGGCUGGAGACAGCCUGAAGCCCUGCCUGGACAAGGCCAUGAAGAUCAUCCCUGCAGAGCAGCAGCGGGACACCCCCGUCUACCUGGGGGCCACAGCGGGCAUGCGGCUGCUGAGGCUGCAAAACAGCACAAAAGCUGAGCAGGUCUUCGCUGAGGUCACCAAGGCCAUUCGAGAGUACCCCGUGGAUUUCCGUGGAGCUCAGAUCCUCACAGGAAACGAGGAAGGCUCCUUCGGCUGGAUCACCGUCAACUACCUGCUGGAUACGCUCAUCAAGUUUUCCUUUGCAGAAAAAUGGGAACAUCCGCAGGGCACAGAGGUUCUGGGAGCUCUGGACCUUGGAGGUGCCUCAACACAAAUAACCUUCCAGCCCGGAGUCACCAUUGAGGACAAAAACACAUCUGUGCUCUUCAGGCUGUAUGGCACCAACUACUCCCUCUACACCCACAGCUACCUCUGCUAUGGGCAGACGCAGGCCUUGAAGAUGUUAAUGGCAGCUCUCCACCAGGGCAACCUAUCUUCCCAGCACAUAUCGCACCCCUGCUACCCCAACGGAUACCAGGAGAACAUCACCAUGGAAGAGCUCUACAACAGUCCCUGUGUCCGCACACCGAGCACACCCAGCCCCACACAGGUCCUCAUCGUAACGGGGACAGGGGACCCGGCAGCGUGCAGUGCUGCCAUGCAGAAACUCUUCAACUUCAGCUGUGAGACCAACAGGACGUGCGGGUUCAACGGGGUUUAUCAGCCGCCUGUGCGGGGACAGUUCUUUGCAUUUGCUGGGUUCUACUAUGCCUUCCACUUCCUGAACCUGACCGGCCAACAGUCUUUAACCCAUGUCAACACCACGGUUCAGGCCUUCUGCAACAAGACCUGGAAAGAGCUGGAAAAGACCUUCCCUCAGGACGAAUACCUACACACAUACUGCUCUGUGGCGACUUAUAUCUUGACACUGCUGGUUGAUGGCUACAAGUUUGAUGAACAUACAUGGAGCAGCAUCCACUUCACACAGAAGGCAGGAAACGCAGACAUUGGCUGGACGCUGGGCUUCAUGCUGAACCUCACCAACAUGAUACCCACGGAGCCUCUGGAACACCUCAAGGGGCACCAGCCCAGUCUGUGGGCAGGUGCCAUCUCCUUCAUUGUGCUGGCCAUAGUUGCAGGCCUGUUGGCAAUUCUCCUUCAGUGUUUCUGGAAAUCCAAGUAGCUCCCAGUAUCUAAGCUAGGGGCACCCUACCCACUAAACCAGACAGGGAAAGUCAUGCAUGAGAAGGUGGAAGGGGAAGACAGUAAAGGGCAUUAGACUCACCUCCACUGCUCUGGAGGCCCACUUAAACAACCUCUGUAAAGACAUCAAGGAUGGCAAAGGCAUCUUGAGCUCCCUACGCAUCUCUAAGAGGAAGAAAUGCCUGACUCCAGGAACGUCUUCAAUCAGGCUGACAAAGGCCAACCGAGACAAGGUGGCUAGAAGAUGAAGCCAUAUAAAUUCAAACUAGAAAUAAACCUCUUUUUGUUUUUCAAACACAAAGGUUGCUAACCAGCCUAGCAGAGUUUCCAUCCAUUGGCACUUCCAGUCCUUGUGGGUUGGCUCUCCCGGCAGCCAGCCAGCUGCAGCCAUGGGAGGCAAUGGGUGCUGGAGAGCAGUGGUGACCGCUUAAACCCUAAGGAGGACUGACAUUUUCUGUAUCUUGCCCUGUGCAAGAUGUGCAAGAUUUUUUGUAGCGUGUGACAGAAAAUCUUUCCAAGGACAGACUGACUGACAGCUGUCCUUAAGAUAUUUACUGGCAUAUCUCAGCAGAAAAAUACAAUCAGAACUUGAUUUAAGAACUGCCAACUCUGGCUUAGAGUUUAUUCUAUAUUCAAGUUACAUAGCUCAGCUUUGUCAGACACUUAAUCCACAGCAGGUUGCAGCUCCAGGCACUUGAGUAUUUUAUUUACAUCAGCGGAGCCCAGACUAUCUCAGCUGCAGGAAUCAGACAGUCAUUUCAGCCUUUCAAGCUACAGCUACCAGCCCAGUGCUGCACUACCCAGUCAGACCCCUCCGCAAUCCCUCCAAGCCUCUGACAAAGCCCAGGGCUGCUGUGAGCAGGGAUGUUUCCACAGCUACCUCUCCUCUGCACUGAAAGACCCUUAUCCACACAGCAGUAAAAUCCAGGUAGGACUUUUUAAGGGCUUGAGAAAGAAAAAAAAAAAAAAAAA
Messenger RNA from Anas platyrhynchos (mallard), 2700 nucleotides. RefSeq names its product ectonucleoside triphosphate diphosphohydrolase 8 (gene ENTPD8). Gene Ontology annotation, cellular component: plasma membrane. Gene Ontology annotation, biological process: nucleoside diphosphate catabolic process. The record is from RefSeq and is a predicted model, not a curated record. Gene Ontology annotation, molecular function: UDP phosphatase activity; GDP phosphatase activity; ribonucleoside triphosphate phosphatase activity. NCBI's taxonomy places the organism in Eukaryota, Metazoa, Chordata, Aves, Anseriformes, Anatidae.